Cyanidioschyzon merolae strain 10D is the source of this 999-nucleotide messenger RNA. Its product is annotated as mitochondrial DNA replication protein YHM2. Gene Ontology annotation, biological process: mitochondrial citrate transmembrane transport; alpha-ketoglutarate transport. Gene Ontology annotation, cellular component: mitochondrion. The coding region runs from base 1 to 999 and encodes 332 amino acids. Lineage: Eukaryota; Rhodophyta; Bangiophyceae; Cyanidiales; Cyanidiaceae. Gene Ontology annotation, molecular function: tricarboxylate secondary active transmembrane transporter activity. The transcript has a single exon. The record is from RefSeq and is a predicted model, not a curated record.
AUGCCUGAUCUCAGUUCUCUGCAGGUUGUUGGCACCAAGGCAGCCGAGGAAUCGAGGCUGGAAUCAAGGAAGCCCAGCCGAAAGCCCAUCGACUGGACAAACCUCGGUCUGGGCGCCGCGCUGCAGCUUUUCGAGGUGACGACUCUGGGGCAACCGUUUGAAGUCAUUAAAACCCACCUCGCUGCAAAUCGGAACGACACGUUGUUAGAGGCGGUUCGGAAACUGUACGCUAGAGGCGGACUUGCUGCUUUUUGGACGGGACUCGUUCCGUGGGCCUGGAUCGAGGCAGCAACAAAAGGUGCUGUUCUGCUCUUGACCCAGACCGAGACAACGUUUUACGCGCAACAUGUUAUGGGCCUGUCGCCGGGCUGGUCAGCUGCUGUUGGCGGUAUGGCCGGAGGUGUUUGCCAGGCCUACACGACCAUGGGAUUUUGUACCUUCAUGAAGACCGUGGAAGUAACGCGAUCGCGCUCAGGGCCUGGCAAGGACAUGAGCACCUGGCAAGUCGCUUUUGACAUUCUCAAACGUGACGGCAUCGCGGGCAUGUACCGAGGGGUGAAUGCCGUAGCGCUUCGUCAACUCACGAACUGGGGCAGUCGCUUCGGCCUCAGCAGGGCCACCGAGUGGAUUUUUCGCCGCAACGAUCCAGAGCGAGCGCUGACUACCUCAGAACGUCUGGCAAGCAGUGUCAUAGGUGGAGCGCUGGCCUGCUGGAAUCAACCAAUCGAGGUGAUUCGCGUGGAGAUGCAAUCUGCCAUGAAAAGGGAAGACUGGCCACAGAAUCGCCCGGUAAAUAUGUGGAGCGUUGCACGGUGGAUUUAUCAACGGAACGGGAUCCGUGGUUUCUAUCGGGGUGUGACGCCACGGAUCGGUCUCAGCGUGUACUUGACCUCGGUCAUGGUAUUCGGCGGUGACCAGCUCAAAGAGCGAGUCGCGGCCCGACGCGAGGCUCGACGGCUCCAACGCGAGUCAAGCGCGUCCUCUUCGUCAGCUGCUUGA